Molecule: messenger RNA, 303 nt
Organism: Laccaria bicolor S238N-H82
Lineage: Eukaryota; Fungi; Basidiomycota; Agaricomycetes; Agaricales; Hydnangiaceae
Exons: 6
Coding region: 1-303 (100 amino acids)
Biological process (GO): protein sumoylation
Cellular component (GO): nucleus
Molecular function (GO): ubiquitin-like protein ligase binding; protein tag activity
Source: RefSeq, a predicted model, not a curated record
AUGUCGCAAGAACCAGUAGACGAAGACGUGAAGCCAAAGCUCAAUUUGAACAUCUCUUAUGAUGGCUCUCAAAUCACCGUAAAAGUCAAGGCGAAUAUGAAGUUUGCAAAGAUAUUCGAGGCGGCGGAGAAACGAUUUCAGAAAGAACCAGGAACCUUCAAAUUCACGUACGACGGCAAUAGGAUAAACAAAGAGGAUACGCCUGCUUCGCUGGGCAUGGAGGAUGGGGAUCAGGUAGAUGCGCAUCUUGGGCAGGUCGGAGGAGGAGGGUGGGUGAGGGGAAUCCGAAGGAGGAUACCGUGA